Messenger RNA from Bemisia tabaci, 4627 nucleotides. RefSeq names its product spindle orientation adaptor protein inscuteable (gene insc). Gene Ontology annotation, molecular function: cytoskeletal adaptor activity; protein binding. Lineage: Eukaryota; Metazoa; Arthropoda; Insecta; Hemiptera; Aleyrodidae. Gene Ontology annotation, biological process: apical protein localization; regulation of asymmetric cell division; establishment of mitotic spindle orientation. The record is from RefSeq and is a predicted model, not a curated record. Gene Ontology annotation, cellular component: apical cortex.
UUUUUUUUUCGAAUAAUAUCACCAAACUUUGUACAUUUUUUCCUGGUUUAUUUUCCUCGGUGUGCGCUUUCGGUUUCAAAACCGAUAGUCCUAGCGUUUUCGGUUGUUUGUGUCGGUUUUUGUUGCGGUUUUGUAGUUUUUUGUGUGUUUUUGUGGUUUUUGGAAAAAAGCUUAACUUUGUGGAUACUCUGUGGUUUCGAGCAGUGGGUUUGUCCGCAGCUAUGCGGCUUACUCUCUCCUGAAUCAGUAUCAGGGACUGUUUUCCAUCUUAGAUUUCUCGGUUGAGAUGCGGUAGCCCGGAUGGCGAUGGGUGAAUUCCGGCGGACGCACUCCAAGGUCUGGUGGUCGCACUACCCCUCGGACGACGGCGACGACGAGGACGGGCCCUCCGGCUCGGCGGCGGGGCACCCGUGGGGCCCGGGGGCGGCCCCCUCGCCGCACUGGGGCCCCGGCCUCUCCCUGAGCGGCAUCGGCGAGCGCCGCUUCUCCAGCAGCCCGAGCAGCGGCUCCCACAAGUCCCAGGACUCCGGCUUCUCCGACUCCGAGUCCAGCUCCCCCUCCGGCAGCACCCGCAGCACCAGCGGCACCAAGAUCAACAAGAGCCCCCUCAAGGAGGAAGAAGACGAGGCGCGCGAUGACGUCAGUGAUGGGGUUCGAGAUGACGUCAGCGAUGGAGUCAGGGAUGACGUCAGUGAUGGAGUCAGGGAUGAUGUCAGUGAUGGGGUUAGAGAUGAUGUCAGUGAUGGAGUCAGGGAUGACGUCAGUGAUGGGAGCACGCCCGAGCCCAAGUUCGUGGACCCGAUGCUCCUGCGCAUCCCCCUCUCGAGGAUACCCCGCGUUUGCCUCGCUCACAAGUCCAAGCCGGACCCCGAGGCUGAGUCCAAGAUCGCCCCCAACGAGAAUAUCAUACUCGAUAUCAAAGAGGAGGUGAGCCAGGACGAGCUGACGCGUCGCUACAAGACGGAGCCGCGGAAAUGCGAGCCGAGCUACCAGCGCCACUCGGUCUCCCUCGAGCUCCACAGCUCCCCGUUCCAGUUCCAGUUACCGCCCAAGUUCAACAGCAUGGAGUGUCUCCUCAACGAGCAGAACCUCUUCUCCAGCACCAGGAACACCCCCCGGCGUCGCUCCAGCCUCACCGACGAUUCGGACGCCUCGCCGCCGCCCUCCCCCAAACCCGUCCGCAAGUCCACCUGCAAGAUCGUCGAAGAAAUACCAAAGAAAUCCUUCCUCCAGGCCCUCAACGCCUCCAGGCUCGACUCCAGCGAGAAGGAAAACAUCCAACCCAACCUCAAUAGCUCCGCGGAGAGUCGUAUCCCAGACAAGAACUCCAAUCUGAGUCGUCCCUUGGAAAAGAACUCCAAGAAAAGUCUUCCUAUCGGAAAGAGUCUUAGAGAAUGUAGACCUUGCGAGAAGAACUCUACUGAGAGCCAUCCCAGCGAUAGCUUUACGGAAUGUAGACCUUGUGAGAAGAACUCUAAUGAAAGCCAUCCCAGCGAUAGCUUCACGGAAUGUAGACCUUGUGGAAAGAGCUCCAGUGAGAGUCAUCCCAGCGAGGAAGAGUUCAGACCGUGCGAAGCGAACUCCAGCGAGAGUCAUCCUUCUGGAAAAGAACGUCUUUCCUGCGAGAAGAAUUCCCCCAGUGGAAAGAACUCCAGUGAAAGUCAGUCUUGCGAAACCCAAGAGGGUGAAGGUGGUGCUUGCGACAAGACCGCCUCGGCCGAGAAGGACCCCUGGGUGACCUCGCAAGUCGUGGAGAGCGGCUGGAAGGAGAGCUUCAGGGAGGAGAUCCGAGAGAAGACCUCCAAGUACAAAGAAACCGUGUUCUGCGGGACGAGUGAUAAGACUUCUAGUGAUAACGAGCGGACGGGGCGCUACUCGAGCAUCAUCCAGAUCACCGCGGAGCGGACGAGCGUCUGCGACCGGGUCACCGAGGGCUUGGAGCGGAUCCCGGAGGAGAGCCCGACGUCGACGACGAGCGAGGAGACGGUGCGCUUCAUCGGGAACAUCGACCUCUCGAAGACGGAGGAGCGGGACGAGCGGAACGUGGCGACGGGCGAGGACAAGGACAAGACCUCGAAGAGCAACCUGUCGUGGUCGCCGAUCAAGUCGGAGACGGAGGAGGUGGACGGGUCGCCGAACAAGACGGUGGUCUUCGGGGCGGCGAGCGAGCUCCCGGGGGCGCCCUCGCACACGUCGACGCCCAAGGGCGUCCCGGCGCCCAACCGGGCCCGGCGUGACCAGCGGCGGCUCAGCCGCAAGGGGCUCUUCCUCCAGCAGGAGACCAAGAGCAAUUGGGAUUCCUCAGUAGCUCAGUGGCUCUUUGAACUAGGAACGAGGUAUGAAGCUGAGUGCAUGACCACUCUUCAACAUAAAUGCCUCACUACUGGUCACAGUCAAAAGGUUUCUGUAAUUACCGCUGCGUCAUCUCAAUUUGUCCGAGACUUGCAACAACGGACAAAAUGUAUUGCUGCGGAAUUCUCCAAGCUCUACAGGCAUGCAGAGAGUGAAUCAAAAGAACAGGUUGGACCAUCAGUGCAAAGUCUUGUAGGACUUUUGGAUGAAUUUACGCAAUACAUUAGGAAAACAAUGACGUCAGCAUCUAUUUUCAAUUUUUCUUCAAGGGAGGAGAAUGAACUAUUACGGAUAUCAAAGGCUUGCAACCGCUUGAAAGCAACGACCAAUGAUAUUCCGUUAAAAUUUAGCUGUUUUUCUUCUGAUCUGUCUCAUGUCGGGAAAUUAUUCUCGCAAUUUGUUGAUUCUCUUCUUAAGUGCCAAAUUAAGUCAUUAAUUCAAAUUCUGGAAGAGCCCGCUUCAGAUGUAACCCUUCUCUCUGCUUUAUCUGGUUUGACUGGUAUGGGUCUAGAAGCGACGCAUUUGGCGUCUCUGGUGGCCCGAUGUAAUGGAGUCCGUGCCAUUUUGGCGAUCUGCCUUGACUCACGAUGGACAACCGUCCGGAUUGCAGCGCUCAGAACCCUAGCUACUGUCUGCUGCUCUGCCCAGAGUAUAAGGCAGUUAGAGAAGGCAAGAGGAGUUGAGGUAUUGGCCGAUUUACUCUCCGAUGAGAAGAAGUCCGAAGCGGAACUUUCCGAAGCAGCAUCGGUGCUUGCUCAGAUUACAGCUCCUUGGAUCGAGGACAAUCACAAAGUGGAAGGCCUGCAGGAUUUCAUCAAUAUAUUUGUAACUUCGCUCACCAGGCUGGUGCAGAAAACCAAAUCAAGCGAGACUCUCCUGUUGGCAUCUGCAGCGCUGGCGAAUCUGAGUUUCAUGGAGCCCAAAGCGGUAUACGCUCUGCUAGAAAUGGGAUCGGCAGGUUACUUACUAGCAGCCGUGCGGAAGCUCGGAGCGAGAGCUUCAGUCUUCUUGCAGGAGCAAGCAGCAACCAUGAUUGCAAAUAUGGCAGCUGUGGCGGAGACCAGGGAGCAUUUGGCCAAGCACAGAGCAGUUGUCGCUCUCCUAUGUUUCCUCCAAGUCCGACACUCGCCCCUCCAGAGAUCAUCCGAAAUUGCUGCUGCUGAGAGGCUUCAACACAAAUCUGCCAUUGCUCUUUCAAGAUUGUGCAGCGAUCCAGAGGUUUCGCAGCAGGUUGUUGAGCUGCAUGGUGUUGGUCGAUUGGUCCGAUUAUGCAAAGAAAAACGAGAAAGAAAUCACAGUGAUGCUGUUCUUGUUGCUUGUCUUGCUGCUUUGAGGAAAAUCACGAAGAACUGCGGAACAACUAUCAUGGAGGAAAAUGACGUCUCUCAGCUUGUUGAGCCCAGGCUUUUGGACUCAUUUUUGACAUACUCAUCCAAACAAGAAAGUUAUGUGUAGGAAUACAACCUACAAGCUAUUUCGGAAGACAAAAACUAUGCAAUCGAAGCUGCAGCUUUGUAACCAGCAACAAUGUCACCCCAUUUUGUAAUGUGAAUCAAUUUCAAUCGAUUUUUUUCUGACUGUGACGAGUUAUCUGAGAUAAGAAAUGGAGAAAAUUUGAUUUUCUGAAGAGAUAAAAUCAAAGAAAAAUUUCUAGAUUCCAUUUGGGAGAAUAGAUUUGCCAAGUAACACAAAAGAAAAAACUCGUCAGAAUGAGAUUUUGAGUUGUAAGAAAACAUUGUUAUGUGCUUUGCGUAGGGAUGCUCUGUAAGUAUACUAUGUUGUUUUUAUGAAAGAAUAAAUUGUUCAAUACAGCCGUGCCAAGGAAAAACACCAUACGAGCCUACAGGUGUUGCCAAAUUUCCUUUGUAAACUACGAAUUUACAGGGGAGCCUGUGUUUAUUUUUCUCCCAAUUUUUCAUAUAGUGUUCAAUCCGCAAUUUAAUCUUCUGUGUAAAUUUUAAGGAAAAAUAUUCAUAAAUUUCCCUGAAAAUUGAAGUUUUCCAGGGGGAAAUUUGGCAACAUUCGGGUGUUCUUAAGGCGUUUUCCCUUAACAUUGCUGAGUGGUACUGUAAUUUAUUGUGAAAUAAGUCAAGCUAGUCAAUUUCAAUGAAUGUUAAAAUGUAUUUUGUUACGACUUAAUCUUACAUUUAGGUGGGUAGGUAGUAACCAAGUAAGUUCGUAGAAAGCUUCCCGUCUACUACCCCUUGGAAGUACCUACAGUAAUUGUACUUUACUAUGUAUGAAAAAUUAUUAAAGAAAUAUUUAUUUCAAUCUC